AGAGAGAUUUGUUCUUUAUAUUGUCCACAAUAAGCAGUUCAAAUCAGAUAGAUUCUUCUUUUGUGUUCAAUGCGGCUAAUUAAUGUACUAAAGUAUUACAUUUUCAUCAUGAAAGUUGAAGCAAAUUAGUAUUUAGUGUGUAGUUUCCUCUGACACCUUCAACCAGUUGGAUGUUUGGAGAAAAGGUCAGGAAAACCUAUAUCAUGCCCAUUUGGGUUAUCUUUAUAUUGGGAUUUAAAUUUGUUAACUCCGACCAUCCAUGCUACGAUUAUAAUGGGAUUACUGAAUAUGAAGUAGAAGCUGUAAUAAAGGAGUGGCCUGUCCAUCUGAAUUUGGCCAGCGUUAAUAGAACCCACAAGUGUUAUGUGGCCUGUAUUUUCUAUUAUUACAAUCUUGUAGGUACCUCUGGGAAAAUUACCCUAGACGAAUACUUUGAUUCUGGCAUUAUUGAUGAAUACGCGUUUGCGCCUACAUUGAACCGAUGCCGCUAUGAGUACAGAGAGGAGAAGGAUUUUUGUGAGCAUACUUUCGGCAUUUUCCACUGUUUCAGGCAGGAAAGACUACAUAAGAAUAACUAACUAGCAGUAAAAAUUCCGAUUAACAGGACAUCUGUAUCUCUAAAAAUGAAUGAAAGUGAUUCUUCCCUUCUUUCUAUAUGCUUUGUAUGUAGUUUUUUAAUUAAUUAAUUCAUUUUUAUGAAUUGUGUCUAUUUUAAUUUAAUUUUUGAAAAUAUA
This is a messenger RNA of Drosophila eugracilis, 734 nucleotides long. It is a transcript of the gene Obp57d, whose product is annotated as general odorant-binding protein 57d. The transcript has 2 exons. NCBI's taxonomy places the organism in Eukaryota, Metazoa, Arthropoda, Insecta, Diptera, Drosophilidae. Bases 171 to 578 code for a protein of 135 amino acids. Gene Ontology annotation, molecular function: odorant binding. The record is from RefSeq and is a predicted model, not a curated record.